This is a messenger RNA of Exophiala oligosperma, 1788 nucleotides long. RefSeq lists its product as uncharacterized. The transcript has a single exon. Gene Ontology annotation, molecular function: N,N-dimethylaniline monooxygenase activity; flavin adenine dinucleotide binding; NADP binding. Bases 1 to 1788 code for a protein of 595 amino acids. The record is from RefSeq and is a predicted model, not a curated record. Lineage: Eukaryota; Fungi; Ascomycota; Eurotiomycetes; Chaetothyriales; Herpotrichiellaceae.
AUGACUCCUUCAGUUGCAGAUGCUCAGCCAACUCCAGUAUUGAAGGAUGAGCUCGCUAGAAAGAUCAAGGCGAUACCCAAUGCUGAGAAUAUCAAUGGAGCACAGACUGGCUAUCAGAUCCGUGAGAAGCCCAUGGGAACUAAACGAAAGCUGAAGAUCAUUUUCAUGGGUAUGGGCUGUAGCGGCAUCAAUUUUGCCCACAAGCUUCAUCAAGGCAUGGACAAUGUUGAGCUCGUCAUCUACGAGAAGAAUAACGAUAUCGGUGGCACCUGGCUUGAGAAUCGCUACCCUGGAUGUGCCUGUGACAUUCCCAGCGUCUGUUACCAGUACAGUUGGGCCAAAUAUCCAGACUGGGAACGAUAUUACUCUGGCUCAAAGCAGAUUCAUCGCUACUUUCGCCAGAUCGCCGAAGACUACGACGUACUUAAGUAUGCACACCUGAACCACAAGAUCGUGCGUGCAGAAUGGCUACAGGAUAGAGGAAAGUGGAAGGUCGAGGUGAUGCGCAACAACGACCCUAACGAUGUCUUGGUCGACUACGCCGACUUCUUCCUCCAUGGUGGCGGUGUGCUCAACAAUUGGCGUUGGCCGCACAUCAAGGGCCUCAAAGACUUUCAAGGCCCACUGCUGCACACCGCACGCUGGGACGACUUGGUGGAUCUGAAGAACAAGCGAGUCCUGAUCAUUGGUGCGGGCAGCUCCAGCGUGCAGGUGGUGCCCGCCAUCAUUGAACAGGUUGACCAGCUGUACGUGGUGGCCAGAUCGCCCAUCUGGGUCACAGCUGGUUUCGCGCCCACGUACGCUGGUAAAGACGGAGAAAACUUCCACUAUUCCAAGGAAACGCAACAGAAGUUCAGAGAAGACCCACAAUUUUAUCUGGCUUACUGUAAAGCUAUCGAAUCUGAACUGAACGUACGGUUUAAGUUCUACAUCAACGGGUCUGCUAGUGCGAUCGAGGCAAAGGAAUACUCGAUCAAGGAGAUGCAGGCUAAGCUGGUCCAGAAGCCUGAGCUUAUGGACAAGCUGAUCCCCAAAGACUUUGGCGUCGGCUGUCGGCGACCCACGCCGGGAAAUGGCUUCCUGGAAGCGCUCACCCUGGACAAGACUACAGUCCUGAGCGAGGAAAUACAAGAAUUGACGGCAACAGGCUUUAUUGACGCCGCAGGCAAUGCCCAUGAAGUCGACGUGGUUGUCUGCGCAACUGGGUUCGACACCAGCUUCCGCCCAGCCUUUCCGGUGAUUGUCGACGGUAGGAACUUGCAAGACGACUUCAAUGACGGCAAUACAAUAGGAUACUUGGGUCUGUCAGUGCCAGCGGUGCCAAACUACUUUGUCUUUAUUGGACCGUACGGUCCCUUGGGCCACGGCUCAGUCAUCCCCAUGGUGGAGGCCUACACCAGCUACAUUAUACAGGUGCUGCAGAAAGUACAAGUGGAGGAUAUCAAGAGCGUCCGAGUCAACCGCUCCGUUGCCGAGGCUUUCACCAGUCACGCCGAUUUGUACCUGAAGCGCACCGCCUGGUCGGGACCGUGCAGCUCAUGGUUCAAGAACGGCAUUUCCAGUAGCAAGCCGCUCUGCUGGCCGGGCUCGCGCGUGCACUACCUGACCAUCCUGCAGAAACCGCGGUGGGAGGACUUCGAUCUCGACUACCUGUCCGAAAACCGCUUCAACUUCCUCGGCGACGGCUUUGAUGUCCGUGAGUUUGAUGGACGCGAUAUCACCUGGUACUAUGGCCUGCUGAACAACGAAGACAAGCAGCCACGCACGUUUCCUGACCCGGUCUACUGA